CUGUUCUCCUUUCAGCAACAGAGUAAAGAUGCCUCACGCUUAUCCAUUCCUGAGCCCUGAUCAGAAGAAAGAGCUGAGUGACAUUGCUCAGAGGAUCGUUGCUCCGGGAAAGGGAAUUCUUGCUGCCGAUGAGUCCACAGGCAGCGUAGCAAAGCGUUUCCAGAGCAUCAAUGCUGAGAACACCGAGGAGAACAGACGUCUGUACCGGCAGCUGCUGUUCACCGCUGACGACCGCAUCAAACCCUGCAUCGGUGGAGUCAUCCUCUUCCACGAGACCCUCUAUCAGAAGACCGAUGAUGGCAAGCUUUUCUCUCAGCUGAUUAAGGAGAGAGGCAUGGUGGUGGGAAUCAAGGUGGACAAGGGUGUUGUGCCUCUGGCCGGCACCAAUGGAGAGACCACCACUCAGGGUCUGGAUGGUCUGUACGAGCGUUGCGCUCAGUACAAAAAAGAUGGUGCUGACUUCGCUAAAUGGCGCUGUGUGUUGAAGAUCACACCCACAACUCCAUCCAAUCUUGCCAUUAUUGAGAAUGCCAAUGUGCUCGCCCGCUACGCCAGCAUCUGCCAGAUGCAUGGUAUUGUACCCAUCGUGGAGCCUGAGAUCCUGCCUGAUGGUGAUCAUGACCUGAAGAGAUGCCAGUACGUGACGGAGAAGGUUCUGGCAGCGGUGUACAAGGCUCUUUCAGACCAUCAUGUGUAUCUGGAGGGAACCCUGCUGAAGCCCAACAUGGUGACGGCCGGUCACUCCUGCUCCCAUAAAUACUCACCUCAGGAGAUCGCCAUGGCUACUGUCACAGCCCUGCGCCGCACCGUUCCACCUGCUGUCCCCGGCAUCACCUUCCUUUCUGGAGGCCAGAGCGAGGAGGAAGCUUCAAUCAACCUGAGCACCAUCAACCAGUGUCCGCUGAGCAAACCCUGGGCCCUCACCUUCUCCUACGGACGGGCCCUGCAGGCCUCCGCUCUUAAAGCCUGGGGAGGAAAGAAGGAGAAUGGCAAGGCCUGCCAGGAGGAAUUCGUCAAGAGAGCCGUGAACAACAGCGCAGCAGCUGUCGGUAAAUACGUCUCCAAAGGAGACACCGGAGCAGCGGCAGGAGAGUCUCUGUUUGUGGCCAAUCAUGCUUAUUAAAGAAAUACCAACGGCCACACUUCAACCGGCUCACUCAUCUGUUCACUCAUAUGUGCACACACAGUCAUGAAUCACUCUUUCCAGCAUACACACUUUCCACAAUGAUAUAAGCAUCAUGAUAGGUGACCAACUGAUAAAGAUAGCCUGCGUUUCCUCCAUUUCAGCAACUUCUACGUUUGUUUUUUCAUCUGUUCUUUUCACCAUAUAUUUUCUAUAUCUGGCAUAAGAAUAAAGUAUUAAAUCAUCAA
Messenger RNA from Danio rerio (zebrafish), 1371 nucleotides. RefSeq names its product aldolase, fructose-bisphosphate A b (gene aldoab). The record is from RefSeq and is marked provisional. Gene Ontology annotation, molecular function: fructose-bisphosphate aldolase activity. Lineage: Eukaryota; Metazoa; Chordata; Actinopteri; Cypriniformes; Danionidae. Gene Ontology annotation, biological process: glycolytic process.